CCAUACAUGUUUAUUUAUAUUAUUUACCUUUUUUUACCUAUCAAUCCUAAUAAUUAAUACCAUUAAAAAUAAAUAAAUUAGUAAUAUUAAAACUAGUAUGGAUUCAAAAAUUAAAGUUCUGGUUUGUGGUGAUGUUCGUGGACGAUUUAAGCAAAUGUUUCAACGUGUCGAAAGCAUCAAUAAAAAAGCUGGACCAUUUGAAAUUUUGUUGUGUGUUGGCGAUUUCUUUUCUACAGAUGAAAAGCAAAAUGAGGAGUUGAUAGCUUACAGAAAUGGUCACAAAAACAUUCCUGUUCCAACGUACAUAUUGGGUCCCAAUAAUGAGAAAUCCUUGGAAUUCUACAAAGAUAUUGAGGAUGGAGAGAUUUGUUCAAAUUUAACAUAUUUAGGUAAACGUGGACUUUACACAUUAUCUUCGGGCACGAAAAUAGCAUAUCUAAGCGGCAUAGAAAAACCGAAUGGAGCAAAAGAUGAAGAUUACUAUUUCCAAUUGGACGACAUUGAAGCAGUUCGUAAUUCCUGCUUGGUUAAUAAGUCAUCGGCUAGUGAUUAUCGUGGUGUUGAUAUACUUCUUACUUCACAAUGGCCCUAUGGUGUGGCCGAAGAAGGGAACAGCAAUGCUUCGAAGCUUAUAGCGUUUUUAUGCCGAGACAUAAAGCCUAGGUACCAUUUCUGCGGACUAAGUCAAAAGUAUUAUGAGCCAGCACCAUAUAGACUAAAAUCCGACCAAAUUACUCAAUUGGAGCUGUGCACACGAUUUAUAUCAUUGGCCGAUGUGGGGAAUUCAAAUAAGCACAAAUACAUUUAUGCAUUGAGUUUAACGCCGGUGGAAAAGAUGCGAGUUUUGGAGCUUAUACAGAAGACAACCAAUGAAACCAAAUGCCCAUUUUCAGAUAUUGAUUUUAAGGAUCUUAAACUUAAAGGCCAAGAGACUGAGAGCAAACAAUACUUCUUCGAUAUGGAAGGUAAAAAUGAAAAUCGCAAACGAAAGGGAAAUGAUCAUCAACACAAAAGACCCAAAGUGCAACAAUGGGAUCAAGAUAUUUGCUGGUUUUGUUUAUCAUGUCCAAAUGUGGAGAAGCAUUUGAUUAUUACCAUAGGAUCUCAUUUCUAUCUCGCCCUUGCUAAAGGCCCCAUUAAUGACUACCACAUUUUGAUAUUGUCUAUAACUCAUAUACCUUGUGCUGCUCAACUAACCGAAGACGAUUGGAAAGAACUUUUACGUUUCAAGAAGGCUUUGAGAAAAUUCUUCAAAGAGCAAAACCAAGUGGUUUGCUUUACCGAAAGAAAUUAUAAAACGUCUCAUUUACAAAUCAAUGUGUUUGGCAUUGAUGAAGGUUAUGCAUGGAAAAUUCAGCAUGCUUUUGAAGAUAAAGCGGAAGAAUUCAAUUUAGAAUUUGAAACCCUGCCUCCUUUGGAUUCAUCACAAAUGCUGCCGCAACAAGGUCCUUACUUUGUCGCUGAAUUACCCAAUGAGACCACUUUGAUAACAAGACAAAUGAAACAUUUUCCCAUUCAUUAUGCUAGGGAUGUGUUUUGCUCGGAAAAUCUCUUAAAUUGUGAUGAAAAAGUGGACUGGAGAGCCUGCAAGUUGGAUGUCGAGAGCGAAACGUCUUUAGUUAAAAAUUUUAGAGAAAAUUUUGCUAAAUUUGAUUUUACCUCCUAGAAUGUAGGAAAGUAAGUGUAUGGUUUCUUACUUUGUUUUCUAUGUACAAGACCGUUUUAUUUUCGUUGUAUGACCAUUCUAUAAUAAGCUAAUAAAAAAAAUUACAUCUAAAAUA
Molecule: messenger RNA, 1781 nt
Organism: Stomoxys calcitrans (stable fly)
Lineage: Eukaryota; Metazoa; Arthropoda; Insecta; Diptera; Muscidae
Product: CWF19-like protein 1 homolog
Exons: 8
Coding region: 98-1666 (522 amino acids)
Biological process (GO): mRNA splicing, via spliceosome
Cellular component (GO): post-mRNA release spliceosomal complex
Molecular function (GO): RNA lariat debranching enzyme activator activity; hydrolase activity
Source: RefSeq, a predicted model, not a curated record